UUGGCAACACUACGGGCGGUAGAUUCGAAUACAAAACGCGCGUUACCGACACGACCAACACUUGUUUCCGAUCAAUUUGCAACAAGCAAAUCGAUCCGAAAUUGUCGCUGUUGUUGCUGCUGCUUAUGUUGUUGUUGUUGUUAUUGUUGUUGCCGAUCUGACGGUUCGCACUCUUCGCACUGCUGUAAAUGGUCGAGCUGCACAAUCAACGUCGACGGUCAUCGUCUAAAGAUCAUGUGACAAAAACAAAUAUGUCCACACAUAUUACAUGGAAUCAUGUCUGAUCUGGCUGACAUUUUGAAAGACACACACAGUAUCUGGCAACGCCUCUUCGACCACAAGGGUUUUCUGAACGGUGAAAUACAAUACGCUCUCCGCGAAUACGAACAAAAACGCAAUGACCAGGAGGUGGAGAAUCUCUUUGCCAUAGUGGAGAAUAUCGCGGACAUCAAAGACACGCAGAUCGAUAAAAGCAAACAGCUGAUAGACUCAACAUUCCCACAAAUUCAAUUGGAUUUAGUGAGAGCUGAUCAUAUGUUGAAAAGUAUAGAAGAGCUUGAGCAGAAACACAAAGAGAACAAUACUUUGGAGCAGAGAAGAGAGAGAAGGAAAGCUGAGUGGAGGAAGUUCGUGGAGGAAAUUACUGAACACUGUUCUGAAAUUGACGAGAGCUUUAUAGAGAAGGAGGACGAGCUGCAAGAAUUUUACAGGGAUCUGGAACGUAAACUGCAUUUAACAAAAAUCCCGUAAGAUGACAACUGCCGCU
Molecule: messenger RNA, 766 nt
Organism: Nicrophorus vespilloides
Lineage: Eukaryota; Metazoa; Arthropoda; Insecta; Coleoptera; Silphidae
Gene: Muted
Product: biogenesis of lysosome-related organelles complex 1 subunit 5
Exons: 3
Coding region: 277-750 (157 amino acids)
Cellular component (GO): transport vesicle; BLOC-1 complex
Source: RefSeq, a predicted model, not a curated record